Molecule: messenger RNA, 2834 nt
Organism: Carassius auratus (goldfish)
Lineage: Eukaryota; Metazoa; Chordata; Actinopteri; Cypriniformes; Cyprinidae
Product: vascular endothelial zinc finger 1-like
Exons: 6
Coding region: 136-1572 (478 amino acids)
Biological process (GO): regulation of transcription by RNA polymerase II
Cellular component (GO): nucleus
Molecular function (GO): RNA polymerase II cis-regulatory region sequence-specific DNA binding; DNA-binding transcription activator activity, RNA polymerase II-specific
Source: RefSeq, a predicted model, not a curated record
AACUGAAUAGUUUUUUAUUCAUUAAAUAAUUCAGUCUGCUAUGUUUUUCCCCUCUCCUGCGAGUGGUACGUUCCGCGGGGUGGCGGAAGUCUCGCUCUGCCAUGUUGAGCGCUUUGUUUCUGUGAGUGAGACGCGAUGAUGGAGCAGAGCUGGAGCUCUUUCUUAUUCCAGCAGGCUAAUGAAGCCCUUCACCACCAGCACCAUGUGGCCCCGAGCAGCCUGCUGCCACUGCUGAACUCUGAGCCACAGGACCAGAAGCCUGUGAUGCCCAUUCUACUGGACCACAAGCCCCCCGUCAGUGCCGCCGAGCUCCUCAAGGACAACGUAGCCAGUGGGACAGGGGGAGGAGGGGGUGGGAAUGCCGGAGGAGGUGGUCCAAUGCCCGUGAUCAAGAAAGAGCACAAGAGCAAGACGCCAUUCAUCUGCGGCUACUGCAACAAGGCCUUCCGUGACAGCUACCACCUCCGCCGGCAUGAGUCCUGCCACACCGGCAUCAAAAUGGUGUCCAGACCCAAAAAAACGGCGCAAGCCGCACCCACCAUGGUCCCACUCAUCUCCACCAUGUCCCGUGAGACCACGGGCGACCCUGCCUACAUCUCAACCAUUGCUGGCAUCCUUUCCACGGCGACUACUUCCACGUCCUCCUCUUCUACCAUCAUGUCCCCGAUGUCCAUGUCCAAUGUGACCCAACACAGUGCCCCCAAAAAGCCACCCAAACCUGUAAAGAAGAACCAUGGCUGUGAAAUGUGCGGGAAAGCCUUCCGGGACGUUUACCAUCUGAACCGUCACAAGCUGUCACACUCGGACGAAAAACCAUUCGAGUGUCCUAUAUGCCAGCAGCGCUUUAAGAGGAAAGAUCGCAUGACGUACCACGUGCGCUCACACGACGGAGGCGUCCACAAGCCUUACGUCUGUUCUGUGUGUGGAAAGGGCUUCUCGAGGCCAGACCAUCUCAGCUGCCAUGUGAAGCAUGUCCAUUCUUCAGAGAGACCUUUCAAAUGCCAAGUAACGGCCUGUACAUCAGCCUUUGCCACCAAAGACAGACUUCGGUCACAUAUGAUUCGGCACGAGGGGAAAGUCACUUGUAACGUGUGCGGAAAGAUGCUGAGCGCCGCCUACAUCACCAGCCACUUAAAAACACAUGGCCAGAGCAACUACAACAAUGCCUGUAACAAAGGAGAUUGGCAGUGGAACCACUCAGGGCUCAGAAAAGAUAACAGUGAAGUCUGCAACUCUGCCGCCACCACGCCAGUUACAGCCACAAACCCCAUCACCACUGCAAUGAACCGCGGCCACACCAGCCACCCUGUGACCAUAGCAGCCCAGAUGAACAUCUCUACCAACACGGUCAACAUCACGUCUCCCGUCAGCCUGCAGCACCCGGUUACCAUCACCGGCCCAGUGAACAUCGCAUCAGUCAACAUCCCAGCCACAGCGCCCAUGAACAUCGCCCACCCAGUGGCCAUCACCACACCCAUGUCCAUGAACAUCGCCACUCCGCUUAACAUCGCCAUGAGAUCUAUGGACUCUAUGCCCUUCCUGUCCCAAAUCUUACCGUCUUCUCACUGGUAGAACCAGGGGCGCUGACCAGCAUUUUUGCCCUGACUGCCGUGCUACUGACGCCUGAGUGGCAUGAACCAACCCAUCCCAUGGCUGCAUUGCAACACUAGCAGAAGAUUUGCACGGAUUUCCAACUCUCUCUGGCCUUCAAAUAUGUUUGCGUUUUGCGCACCUGCUGAGCAGCUCUCUAGCAAGGCAUUUCGCAAACCCAUCUGAGCACUUCAAACCCCGACGAAGGACGUUUUUAAGGACAAAUGCAAUAAUUGAUGUGCAUUUCAAACUUUUUUUUUUUUCAUAAACAGUGCCGAUGAGCACCUCAAUGAUUUUGAAGUGUAACCUGCUAAUCGGUAUUUAAGGAAAUUAAUUUGAAAUGAACUGUUGCUUCCAUUGGGAGGGAGAAUUUUUACAAUAUUUUUUUACAUUUAGAUUUUGCGCAGAGGUGUGAGUGCGUGCGUGCAUUUGUAUGUGUGGCAAAUAUGAAGCGGUACAGUAGAGAACUUUUUUAUUGUUAUUAUUAAUAGCGUUCAUCAUGUUUACAACUAUUCGUUUUUUUAAUGAGGGGAGGGCAGGUUCUUUCGCAUAUUGUUUAUGUGCCCAUUGUUAGCUGUUGCGUGUUUUCUUUUUGUAUACAGAAGAAAACGUUUGGAGUAAGGAUAGAGAGUCUUGAACUGAAAGCAUAUCCAUAGUCUAAUGAGGCAGUAUUAUCUAAAUAUAAAUAUCAUGAUGUGUCCCAAAUGGUGCACUUGAUGUGGUCACUAUGGUCUCAUGGCCUUUGUUUGUGCAGAUCCACAAGGUCCAUGAGGACACCGAGUAUCCCAUUUGUCAUUUUAUGAUUGAGAAAUGGUGCAGACUUCACAGCAGACUACUACUCGACAGCCUGUGCAGCAUUACUUCACCAAACCGUGGACUCGGAGAAGGACUGUAAGGGCCAAGUGUGUUUUUUGGGACAGGGAUUAUGAGCGUUAGAUAACCAGCUCAUUUAAAACAGCGCCAUCUAUUGGUUGGAGUACCACGUUGAAGACCUAUAAAGGUUUAAUUUGGAUUUUUGCCUGUUAAAAGUAUUUUAUAACCUUGUUUUUAGUAUUUUUAUAUAAUGUUUGCAAGAUCCCUGUUCUAAAAAAAAAAUUUUGACAAAGGAAAUGUCCUUAGAAUAUGAAACGAAUGUGAAUAAUACCAGGAAAAUGCCUAGGAAUUAUUCAUGUUUGUAAAUAUUUCACUUUGUUUUUAUUUCUUUCCUGUGUGUGUGUUUUUGUUUCAGGUUUUAUUUCUAUUUA